UUGACAAAAGUGAUAGUGAUAGAAAAAUAAAGUGUCAGAGAAUAAAGUUCAAAAUCAAACUUUUUUUAGUGCAUAAGUAAAUUGGUUGAGGUGAACGAGUUACAUUAGAUAUGUUUGUAGCAGUAAGAAGGACAUAUAUACACUGCAAGCACAGUUAAGGGAAAAAUUAUGGCGGCAGCAGUGCCUGCAACAGGAUGUAAUUACCAAUCUUUGAUCGCGAAAAACGAAUAUCAAGUUAAACUAGUCACAUUCAUCAAUGAAGGCGGUGACCACUUGCGCUCGAUGCUGCACGACCCUGCACGUGGGAACAUGCCAAGUGACGAAAAUCAACUUUAUUUGGCAUUGGUACCAUUUAAGAAACAACUAAAUCAUUUAAAGAAAGAUCAGUUGGAGAUUGUGUUUCCACAGAAUAAACAAACAAAUUCACAACUUUUUGACAUCCCUUUGUUAUGUGACAUUUUAAUCAACUGUUGUCCUGGUAUAAAAGCACCAAAUGGUGGAUGGAAAACUAAAAAGCCACAGUUGAAUGACUUCAGUGAUGGUGCUGAUAUUAUUCGCAUCAGAAAUGCAAGAAAUAAUGUUAUGCAUGGAAGAGCACUGACUUUGGCACAAUAUAACCAAUUAUGGAACACCAUAGAAGGUAUAUUACAAAGACUUGGCUACGACAUAACAAAAACCCAGGACUUGAAGUCUGGUUGCUUAAAGAAUUUGGACUUGUUUAAGGUUAAAAUAUUGAAAGCAAACAUUGAAGUUUUAGAAGACGUCGUCAAACAGAAUAAAGAUGAUACUAAACAAAAUCAAAAACAAUUGGAAGAUGAAAUUAAACGAUUGAAAGAUGAAAUGAAAACAAUAAAACUUAUUGUUACUUCACCGUCGUGUCGUCCGAGAACAUCUCUGGUAGAAGAAACUACGAAGGAGGAGGCUAGUUAUGUGCUGUUGAAAAAUAACCAAGGAAACAUUGUCAUGCAAUUUAAGGACGCAUAUUCUAACUGGACUAUACAAGGGAUAAGCGUCACAACAUUUAAUAACUUUACAAAACAAUUAAAACAGCUUCAACUCAACGAUGAUUACGUUGUGGAAAAGAAUCAAGGAAAAUUAAUCCUGGUUAUUUAUAAACAAAUUGUGAAAGUGAUUAUCGACUUGUCAAUCAUGUUAGUUGACAACAAUAAUACUUCUCAAUUGAUUUCAAUUGAAGAUAUUACAUUGGCAAUGGCACAUCAGUGUACCAUGAAUCAUUUGAAUGUGAUAACUCACAACAGUGGUACAUUAUCUAAACAGAUCGAUUUCAUUGUCAAAACAAAAACAGAUGAAGCAGAUAUUGAAUUUCUAUGUGGUGGAAGUCUGCAACGAAUGACAGGUGCAGAAUAUGAAAAAUUUGAAAGAGGCUACACUCAUCGUUAUUUUACAGUCAAAGACAUGUGUCUGGCCGAACCACUACAGUUUCCACCUCCAAUGCCAAAUCAGAAAAAUUCCACUGUCGCACAAAGGAUAAAAGACCUUAUGAUUAAAUCACAACAUAAAUUAUUUACAAUAUUUACGCAUUAUAACACGAAAGAACAUAUCAAAUUCUUAAAACUAGAUAAAGAAUUCCCUACUGACUUAGGAAGAACUGUUCCUGAGAAUAAUAGAAUUCUACUGGUACUCCUUGAUUCUAUCAUAAACAUUCGUUAUACAGAAGCAACAGAUGCAUUCAGUAUACAAGCUGAAUUUAAGUCAGGAGAAGAAGACCUAAAAGAUCUAUCCAUUGUCAACAAAAAAUAUCUUAAAAGUGGUAACAUGGCAAUGAUAAACAUUGUAGCAGCUCCUAAUUUUGAAAACACUCAGGACACUUGCAUAUGCUCUGACUGCGACUUGCUGUGUAAAAGAACUUGGUCUGAGGAUAAAAAUAUACAGGAUUUCUUUUCCAAUAUUUUACAGAAAUCAGAAGCUGAAGGUAGUGACAUAAGUGGAAAAGAACAAUAUGUUAGCAUCGUCAGUAGAAUUAUGUGUUUUAUGGCUACAAGAGAAUCGCUGUAUUCAGUUCCUUCACUUAGCAAAAACACCCACGAGCAGAUAAGUUCGCUAAUAUUAUCUCCACAACAACUACGAUAUCUUUAUAGCAACUCCUUAAGAAAAAUCAUAAUCGGUCCGUUGGGCAGCGGUAAAACGGUGUUAGCCUUAUCUCACCUUGAACUUACUUACAAACUGUCAGAAAGUGCCAGUGUCAUUUAUUACGUGAUUUGGGACGAUAAAACAUUGCUGACACAAGACAUUGCGGGGCACGCUAACAGAUUUGAUUACAAAGCCAAUGUCACAGUUGUAGUCAAAAAUAUUGUUGAGUUGGCAAAGGAUUUAAAGAUGAAAAAAACGCCGAUCCUUUCUUAUUUGCUGAAGUCGUUAGUUGAAAAGCACGUUGAUGAAAAGCUGCAUCUGAUUAUUGAUGAAUUGAACGGAGAACUGCUUGAUAUCGACGAAUCUUCAUCGUUCAAACAGUAUUUGGAGACUGAAACCAAAUUGCAGGAUUCCCUUAUUGUUUUCUUACCACAAUCCAUUGAGAAGCAUAGAACGUUUAUUUCACACGAGAAAGUCACAAGACAUGACAAGUAUAAAUUUGCAGAAACAGGAAUGAAGGUAUUGAAACUUAACAAGGCAAUGAGAACAACCAAAUUAAUUUUUCAAUUCUUACAGGCUUUCGAAAAAGAAGUAAGUCAGAAGAAAGUGACUAUUAAGCUUCCAGAACAGGAAUCUAAUAAAAUCGAUGAUAAAAUGACGGUUCGGAUUUUUACAAAAAUAUCGAGUCCCUUAUCAAAAAUUUGUCGACAAAUCAAACAACCACAGCAGCAACCGCAGGCACAACAACAACCACAACAGCAACAACUGUCACAGCAACAACUACCACAGCAGCACAACCUACAGCAACAGCACCAGGAACAACAACAACAACAGCAGCAGCUGCAAAAACAAGAAAAAGUUAUCAGUAGCAACACAGAAGAAGAAGAAAUAUUUGAAACACCAAUUGAUAUUGAUGUUGUUGCAGCCUCCAUGCACGACAAGGAUCUUUCAGAAAAUGUUAGGAGUGACAUAACAUUAAAUUUCAACACGGCAGAUUUGAUUGGUCAUAAUAUCGAAGGUACAAAGCCCUGUUUAAUACAUCCAUCAACUAAACAAAUAACAGAAGAAGAGUUUAUUCCAAUGUUAGCUUUUGUUUUACAAGAUGCAUGCUUACGUCGCAGCACAAAGCGUUUGUUUAUUUAUAACACAAUCCGUCAGAAGACUCUAUUUUAUAAAUUGCUAAAAUUAUUAAAAAUCGAUUUUGUCCACUACGAUCAGUCCACUGAUUGGAAAGUGUUGAGCAGUAAAGAUAUUAAUGUUUGCGGGUUUCCACAUAGUCAAGGUUAUAACUUGCUGACUACUCCGGAGGGUAGCCGUGGUAUUGAAGCAGCUGAAUGUAUCUGCAUAAUCGAAAGCAAUGAUUGUACGUUAAAACAUUUUACGUUGGAAGCAAUGUCCAGAGCGACACAAAAACUAGUCCUUCUUUCAACUUCGAACGUUUAUUCCUCGGAUACAAUAGAGUCAUCAAUUGGUCAUAUCAUCGGCAAACUAGCACCUGAGUAUCUAGUAGAACUCAUUGUGGGGCCUUCCAGCGACGGGGAAACAGAAGUACCGUUCACCAAGUUCCGAGAAGGUGAAAACAAAAUAUUUUUCAACAUAAACACCUGCUCUUGGAAAUUUGAAGAAAUGGUGAAUGAUUUGGAACAAACAGUUGAUUUUCAGCUACCAUCCGAAAGCACAAACGCGCACGAGAUCGUUAUUAAAAAAAUAAGUUGCCAUCGAGCUAUUAUGACUAGUAUUAAGAUCGAACAUUUAAGUUACUUCAGCUACCUAAGUCUUCAUCCUCCUGGAAAAGUCGAUAACACAAUCUGCUCAUAUGUGUCUGAAACAUCAUGUGCAUUAAGUUGGGGAAGUGAUGCCGACAAAUACACAGUUAAAAAACAAGAAGGAAAAGUUUGGAGCACAUUGGCUAGUGGUAUUACUUCUAACAAAUACAUCGUGGAUGGUGUGAAGAUUGAUGAAGGAUACAAGUUUUGUGUUAUUGCUAGUAAUAAGGUCGGACAAUCAGAUGACAGCAUAUUCUCUUAUCGUCACAGGCAUCUAAAAGUUAAAGGUAUCACAUUUAGAGACAUUAAAACGCUUAUUCUAAAAAACGAGAUCAAUAAGUUAAGACAAAUACUCUCAAUUCACUCAAGCAUUGUCCACAUGAGAGACCAGUACAAAAACACACCACUAAUAUGGACAGCACGUUACACUGAUUAUCCAUCUGUGAUACAACUUCUUAUCCAACAUGGUAGCGAUGUUUGGGCUAGGGAGAAUUACCAAGCAAACAGUUUUCAUCAUGCUGCAUGGAAUGAUCGUCCCAAUGUUUUACAAGUUUUGUGUCGACACGAUGUGACACACAUCAACCGAGCAGAUAUUUUCAACCGAACACCGUUGUAUAGCGCUGCAUUUUAUGGUAACCCCUCGUGUGUCGAUGUGCUGUUACAUCAUAAUAAUAUUGACGUCACAAUUACAGAUAAAUUUGGAAGAACUGCGUAUGAUGCUGCUGGGCUAUGGAAAAAUAAACAAAAUCGUGAAAUAAUUAGACAGAAGAUUAAAGAUUACGAAAUGUCCUCAUAAAUAUGUCAAGAAUGAAAUUAUUAUGUUUGGAAAAUAAUGUCCGCUUCAUCACGUAAGGCGAGAACUGCUAUGAAAAUUUUUAUAUAAUUUUGUUUAUUGUAAUUUAUAUAUGUAUUUGUAUUAAUUAUUAAUUCAAUUUAAUAAAAGAUAUAUUCUAUUAUAAUAUAAUAUAUUAAAGGAAAUAGGGGCUUAAAGUUAGUCGGGAAAAAUUUGGACACCAAUGACCAAUAUUAGUUAAUUUUACCCUAACGAGAGCUUCGUUUCUUAUUUCCGAAAAGAAAUACAUUUAAAAUUAUAUGGUUUGUUGUUUUAACAUUUCUUACAUUUUUUGUUUCGAUCAUGCAUUGCUAACAUGUUGAUACACUGGUGUAUUUUAUAUAGCGUCGGAUACACUCAAAAAAUAUUUUUUAUAAAUUUGCUGACAUCAGCAAAGACUUGCCAUAUUACAGAAAUAAUUAUUAAAUUUCGGAUACUCACUGCCUUCAUCGUGCAUAUCUUAAAACGCAGAAUGAGAAAAUGUGUAAAAUCACGCAAUUUUGACGAACGGUUGCAGAGAUAUUGGGGUUUAAAGGUAUUUUGAUAACCUCUUCAACCUGUCCAUUCCGAAAAAGGAUUCGGGGACCCAGGUUUCAGAAACUUACCCAAUUUGUCUCUAGUUACCAGCGCAGUGAGAAAUGCCUGAUGCUACCCGCUUGUUUCCAAGUUGAUUGUCCUUAAAGAUAUAUAUACAUUGCAAUGACUCUAUUGAUGAUUUAUUUACAGGCUCUCAAUGGUAAGAAUAGUUAUUUGUAUUCUGUGAGUUUCCUGGUUUACAAAGGUGUUUAUUUAGAUAGCAUUAUUACUUAUUUUUAAUCUUGUAACAAUUAAUUUUAUUUAGUACUGUAACACUUUACUACUGCAUAUACCUUUGUUUACGAAAAGAAAAGAAAUAUCUUUCUAUAUAGAUUAAAAUAAAGAUAUUGACGAUAAGUUACUGUUAAUGACGUCAAUAUUAAUGACGUCAAUACGUUGAAUUUGUCGGCUAACAUUUGAGACAUAAUAACGUCAGCAAUUUAUCCGUUAAGAUACAAAAAACAUUUAAAAACUUUAAAUGACAUUUCCAUGUGAACGUAUGUUAAUAAUUACAACACAUAUACAUGGCCGAACAAGAUGAGAACAUUACAUACACGAUGGAAGUUGAAGAUCCAACAAAAUCACUUCAGUUCUUAACCCUGUACAUCUAAAAUUGUGAAGGAUGCUUCAAAUUCAAGAUCCACAGAAAAAACGCUAUUACCAAUGCACAGAUAAAACCGCACUCUGGGCACGACACUAAAAUCUUGAAGGGUAACUUUAUAGGUUUCCUCAACAGGGCCUAUACCAUCCGCGAGGGGAACAUCUGGAAGAGGAAAUUCAAUUCCUAAUUAAGUGCUUCACGGAAUAUGGGUAUAACGAACUGGAACUAUAACAAAUCAAAAGUUCCUAUCGACGAAAACGAAACGAAGAGCAAGACGGCAGAGAUGGAUUACGUUCAUUCUUCAAAAAAGUUGAGAAAGAGCUGAACACAUCAAAGAAAAUAAAUUCGGGAAAGGUACAGCAACGAAAAAGAUGCAAAAGAAACUCAACUUUGAUGAUCAAAAUGUUCACGAAUAUAUUUUAGGAGUAAUAUGUAUUACUAAAACUUAAUAAACCUUGACUUCCGUA
This is a messenger RNA of Hydractinia symbiolongicarpus, 6333 nucleotides long. RefSeq lists its product as uncharacterized. Gene Ontology annotation, cellular component: cytoplasm; nucleus. The transcript has 11 exons. The record is from RefSeq and is a predicted model, not a curated record. Gene Ontology annotation, molecular function: protein binding. The coding region runs from base 169 to 4653 and encodes 1494 amino acids. Lineage: Eukaryota; Metazoa; Cnidaria; Hydrozoa; Anthoathecata; Hydractiniidae.